Rotaria sp. Silwood2 is the source of this 507-nucleotide messenger RNA. NCBI's taxonomy places the organism in Eukaryota, Metazoa, Rotifera, Eurotatoria, Philodinida, Philodinidae. The record is from the annotation of a GenBank genome assembly.
AUGGCACAUUCUCAUCCUACUACAGAAUCAAAAAUUCUCGCUCUUGAACAAAUCAUCCAAUUAGCUGAAGAAUGGCGUUCCAAAGGGCAGUCUAUCGUAUUUACUAAUGGUUGUUUUGAUCUAGUUCAUUUGGGACAUAUCGAUUAUUUGGAAAAAGCUCGUCAACUGGGCGAUAAGCUAAUUGUAGGUCUCAAUACCGAUAAAUCAAUACGUCAGAUUAAAGGUCCAGGACGACCUAUAGUCAAUGAAUAUGCCCGUGCACGUCUUUUGGCUGCCCUGCAGUUCGUCGAUGUUGUAACACUGUUCAAAGAAUCAACUCCACUUGAUAUAAUCAAAGCUCUUCAGCCUAAUGUUCUAGUCAAGGGUGGAGAUUACACGACUGAUACAAUUGUUGGAGCUGAUUUUGUUCUCCAUAAUGGUGGAAGCGUCCGAAACAUUCCUUUCAUCGAAGGUUACUCGACUACAAACUUGAUCGAAACGAUUCAAACCAAUGGGAAUCAUGAUUAG